Messenger RNA from Bradysia coprophila, 600 nucleotides. RefSeq lists its product as uncharacterized. The record is from RefSeq and is a predicted model, not a curated record. Lineage: Eukaryota; Metazoa; Arthropoda; Insecta; Diptera; Sciaridae.
GUGGAAUCAGUGUAGCUUUUAUGAGAUGAAGUGACUAAACACUGCAUGAGUAUUAACUAGUAAAACUCUGGCCCGGAAACAAAUGUGAAUUAUAAUUUUUCUACAUUUAUUUUUCGUUCAACACAGUUGUCGAUAUGCUUGCGGUUUUCGUGUUAUCCCUAGUUACCUUCGUUCGUGGUAACAAUUUCAAAAAUAUUUUAUCGAGUAGAGUUCACACUUACUUGAGAGAUCAAUACAAAGACAACCCGACCAAAUGUGAAUGCAUGAUCGAGUACUUCCGGCUUAUUAACAUUUGGGAAAAGUUCUACAGUGAAGACAUUCUGGGCGAACAACGAAAUUUAGUUCGAGAUCUUCGACCGUAUAUCGAGGACGCCGAUGGAAAAUGCACUGUCGUCGCUUUCUAUGAAAGUCCUUGGGGCAUUUUUGUGACGGUUUUGGCGGUUAUCUUUGCAGCAGUGAUUGCUAUUUUCAUUUAUCCACGCAACAAAAGGAAAAAGAACAAUAAAUCUGUUAAAUCUGCUCAGCGAUCGAAAUUUCGAAAGCCCAAACCCCCCAAACCCAAACAAAUGCUCUACUAUCAACUGACCUUGUAAAUGUAUG